AUGCAUCGAAAUCAUCUACAUAAAUCAAGGAAUGGUAUUGGGGUUUCUAUGGACGACGAAUUGAGAGUUGAUGUACCAGCAGUCGAUAUUGUAGAGUUUGCGGGGGAAGAUUUCAAACCCGAAGCAUAUAUUCAAAUGAUCUUGUCGAGUACCUCUGAAGAUGGUGUUCGGGCAUUCUAUGAUAAUCUACGUGAAUCAAAGGAAUUAGCGGCUAGUGAUUUACAAAGAAAUGUCUACAAAAAUUACAACGAAUUCGUCACGAUAUCUAAAGAAAUAUCAAAUAUCCUUUCCGAGAUUUUUUAUGCUUCUGAUCGCACCUUCAUUCUCUAUUUAGAAAGUGACAUGUUUGUUUUACGUGGAUUGCUCAAUGAAUUACGGAAUGUGAGCAAUAAUUUACGAGAGGAUAGUAGCGCUGAAUCGGCCACUACUGAUACUGUAGCAACUGUCACCUCGGAUCCCAUUAUUCCGAGAGGAAGAAAACCAGUGUCUAAUAAUGCUGCUGAUCUGCAGUCAAUCUGGAAGGCACAAAUUGAAGCUCUUUGGGAAGGUGUUGAGGGAGCCCAGAGACUUGUCCCACUCGAACCUGGUCGUCAUAUCAUCCGUGAAAGUUCAAGCUUCGUUGAAAUUAAUCCGGCAACUAAUAAACCGAAGCAAGGCGUACAAAUGUUUCUAUUGAAUGAUUGUUUACUGGUUGCUGUGAAGAAAAAACGUGGCGCCAUGUCUUUGAAGGUUAAACUUAUAGCUGAACGAUGCUGGGGAUUAAACGAGAUCACCUUGAUCGACAUGAAGGAUACUAGCGAACAUCAAAACUUGAUCAAGAUCCUUAAGCAUCCAGUCGAUACAUUCAUCUAUAAAGCUGAUAAACCUGAGGAAAAGAAAAAUCUUAUUAGCAUGACUCGUCGUGCAGCAGAAGUGAUGAUGGUGCUAAAAACGAACGGUCUAGAUCAAGAAAGGAAUACCGAUUCGAUAAUAAACGUUCAAAAUCAACAACUUUCACCGCUAUUGAGAAGUAUACCAAGGAGAAGUCGUAGUCCAGCAUCUCCCUUGUUAGGUGCCCCAAGAAACUCAGUCGCUUCCAGUAAAGAGGUUUCAUUGGGCGAUUCUCGAGAGAUUGCUGACUUGGCUGAUCAACUGGAUGUCAACAUUGCACAUAGGGAAUAUGAUGAAGCAGUGGAAAAUAUUGAACGAGCAAAGGUUAUGCUCAAUAAUCUCUCGCUUGAUCCCGGGAAGCUCGACGCCAUACGUCGAAAGAUGGACGAACGAGUAGUAAGAUUAUCGAAUGCGAUUGGUCGUGAUCUAACAAAUCCUGACCUAAAAAAAUCUCAAGUGCAAAAAAAUGUUCGAUGGCUUUUACGUUUGGGUUAUGGUGAACAGGCACGACAAAUGUUUUUAGGUGCACGAAGUAAAAUAAUCCGAAUUCAAACAAAACAAUUAAAAUUCGAAGGGGAUAUACCACGAUAUAUCAAUGAUUUAUCGCUUGUAUAUUUCACACUGGUAAAGAACACUUGUGAUUGGUAUAACGCUGCAUUUAGAGAUUUGCGAAUGUCAUCAGGACUUGUAAAGUGGGCGAAAGAAGAAAUGGAACAUUAUGCCGGCAUGUUUAGGCGACAAGUUUAUAGCAUGCACGAUCCAGACGCUCAGAUUUCUCAAGAAUGUUUGAAAAUUAAUAAGGAUCAUUGCAGUAUAUUACGAGAAGUUGGUUUAGAUCUGAAAUUUUAUCUAGACAAACUGUUGGAUCCUAAUGCUGAGCCUCCCGCUUUUAAUCAUGACGAAAGUGGUUACGCUAUGACAGUGGUGAUUGAAGAACCAGAAGCAGAGGGAUCCCCCGAUUUUAUCAUUGAUAAUUAUGGAUCAGCAUUUUAG
This is a messenger RNA of Ambispora leptoticha, 1863 nucleotides long. Lineage: Eukaryota; Fungi; Glomeromycota; Glomeromycetes; Archaeosporales; Ambisporaceae. The record is from the annotation of a GenBank genome assembly.